GGGACAUGCCCGCUAUGGACAAGAGGAAGAAGCCCUCCCCUCCACAGGCGGAGACUGUCCUGUUCCUCCUACUGGGGGAGAUGAGUCUGACUCAGACUCUGACACCGAACUGGAUGUGGAGAAGUGGAAGAAACUGGCACGGGAACUGUCAGACACUGAUAUUGCCAAAAUAGACGCCAUCACUGCACUGAAUGCUCCACCUGCUCCCACCUCACCUGCCUCAGCAGCAAAGAAAACAAGAGCACCGAGGAAGCCCAGGGCUAAAUCUGCACUGGAAACACCCCCCAAUCCCAGGGCCAAAUCUGCAACGAAAACACCAAAACCCAAGGCUGACGCUGCAGUGAAAAGGGCUGGUCAUGCUAAAAAGUUCAAAGCUACAACUGAAAAGAAAGCCAUGGCUAAGGAGAAUGGGAAGACCAAGACACCAGCAAAAGCCAGUAAAGCCAAGUCUAUUCAAGUGAAGAAGGCAUCACCUCCCUCCCCAUCCCCUGAAGGCCAAGCAGAGGAGAUCAACAAUAAUACAGCUGACCUAAAAACUGUAGCAGACAAACAGCCACCCUCCAUGCUCUCUACCACAACACUUAAUGGAAAACAGACAGCCAAGAAAGGAAAGAGGAAAAAUGGGAACAUUAGUAAGGCUAAAGCAGAUAAGAAUCUACCAGAACCCAAGAAGAAGAAAAAGAAAAAGGAGAUUGUAGAAGAGAAGACGGAACCAGAGAAGAAGAAAAAGGAGAAGACGACUAAGGAGAAUGGGUCAGAAAAAGAGAAGGAAAGAAAGAAGAAACAGGAGAAGAUGAGCAGGGACAAUGUGACUGAGAAGAAACAGGAGAAGAUGAGCAGGGACAAUGAGAUUGAGAAGAAACCAGAAAAAGAAAAGAACAAGACUAAAGGGAAUGGCGUUAAAACUGACCCACAACCUCCAACAGAGAAGAAGAAAAAGAAGAACAAGCUGAAACUCUCAGUGGAGAUUGCAGUGCCUGAGACUCCGGUCACCCCCGCCCAAGACUUCAUCCCUGUACAGGCAUCCACAAAGACCCCUCCUAAAAAGGUAAGGAAGCUAUCAUCCUCAUCUUUACCAAGGUGUAGAAGUAGUAGCAAGACAGACACACAUGCUUUUUCUUGACGUUGAAUUCCAGCAUGUUUAUACUGCUCACUGCAUGCCUUCGUCCUCAGACCUAUAACUGUUGCAAUAUACAGAGCCUUAAAUAUUUUUGUUUUUGUUCUCCUCAGAAAAAUAAAUUAUCUAAGAGUAAAUCAGGCCUUUAGAGAUGGUCACCUACAAUGGGGCUGUGUCAAGUGUGGACCUGGACCCAGGAUUCUACCUAAAUGGUAGUAGAGCAAUAAUGGUAAAGACUGUCUGUCCACACAAUG
This is a messenger RNA of Salmo salar (Atlantic salmon), 1371 nucleotides long. RefSeq lists its product as uncharacterized. The record is from RefSeq and is a predicted model, not a curated record. NCBI's taxonomy places the organism in Eukaryota, Metazoa, Chordata, Actinopteri, Salmoniformes, Salmonidae.